Messenger RNA from Dermacentor silvarum, 2018 nucleotides. Its product is annotated as ataxin-7-like protein 1. The coding region runs from base 56 to 1549 and encodes 497 amino acids. NCBI's taxonomy places the organism in Eukaryota, Metazoa, Arthropoda, Arachnida, Ixodida, Ixodidae. The record is from RefSeq and is a predicted model, not a curated record. The transcript has 9 exons.
UCUGUUUUCAUUAGCGACAAGAAAAAAGAGCAAAAAAAAUCCAGAUCUUCUCAAAAUGGCGGCACCUAAUAGUGUGUCGGCUACUGAAGGACAGUCAUGGAAUUCUUGGGCCGAAACUAUCGGCUUCAGGAGUCCAGAAACAGACGAAGAAGCCGAUACAGAGGCAGAGACAGCAAAAAAAGAGAGUGAUGCCAUGAAAUUAAGAAAAGAGGAUAUGGAACUUUUCGGAUUUUGUCCAGCUUGGGAUGAUUUCUAUUUAGUUGUGUGUGAAAUAUGUAACCAAGUCACAAAACCACAGGCUCUGCGAAAUCACUUGGAGCAGCGCCAUGGGAGCAUUGGGAACUUUGGUCGGGGUGACCACACUGCUGACCCGUCCGUGCUUCACCCGGCGGGUGGAGGGAAGUCAUCGGGGCACAGCUCCUCGUCUUCAUCGUCGUCAUCAUCAUCUUCGACGUCAUCGUCUUCCGCACCGCGACACUCUAGUGGGCCUGCCGGGCGCCCGUCGUCUACGGCAAAGGCCCCAUCUGGGUCCUCACUGUCAGGGAGGCACAACAGUGCGGUGGAACGUCUAAAACGCAACAACCACACGCUGGCCCCCGUUGUCCGGGUGGAGCGAAUGCCACUUCCACGACAGCCCGAUGCCAUGGCCGCCCGCAACAGCUCGCCAGGCCGUGAAAAGGAAUUGCCUUCACCUCAGCAGCCGCCACCUUUAACCCCUGGAGGACUGGGACUGCUGUCUGGGCCGGGGCCAGGGCAGGCCAAUCACGUGACACCCGACGCAAGCACCAGCAGCACGUCAGCGAUGGCGGCUGCGACAACUCCAGCUGCGGCACCUACUCCCAUCAGGAAGGCACCUUCCAGCAGUGGUUCCACAGCGAGUACCGGUUCAUCUCUUGGAAAGAAAAUGCAGCGGGAGAGAAAACUGCUGCCUUGUAAAGAUCGUGAGUAUGACCCAAACAAGCACUGUGGUGUCCUUAUUGGAGACAGUGGGAAGCCGUGCACACGCUCCCUCACUUGCAAAACUCACUCCUUGACGCUGCGCCGAGCUGUUGCAGGACGCCGCAAGAAUUUUGACGAGCUUCUGACAGAGCACCGAGCCACAAAAGAAGCAGCACUCAAUGCCAGCAAAUCAGCACAUCCACCAUCGUCAUCAACUACUAGUUCUGCAACAGACGGAGUUGCCGCAUCACCCGCACCAUCACCGCUGUCAUCUCAUCAUGCCGGCGGCCCAUCAUCCACUAACGUGGCAGCAUCUUCUGCCGGAAAGCACGGAUGCCCUGGUGAAGGUACACCUUGGAGCUUGGCCUUUUUGCCAAGUGUCAGCAUUCUUCUGGGAAAUCCAUCUCUGCCAGGCAACAGGACGUCCGGGGGAUCAGGGCAUUUGCUUGUACGAGCCCCAAGUGGUGGUUCCAAGCAGACUGUGUUAUCCAGGGGGUCCAGUACAGCUGCUGCCUCCUCAGCUGGAGCCACUGCCAAACAGGACCAGCACACAAAAAGGUUUGUGCGUUUUAGACUGUGUAACCGACCCUCAACUCUGCUGAGCAACUGAAAUUGUAUUGCUACACAAAUCUGGCCUUUUUAAAAUUAUAUGCACUGCUUUCUCCGCAUUCAAGUUGCCCACUGCGCAUGUGUGAAGCGGCACUUCUGCAGAGAAAUGCUUGCGCAUGCAACCAUGGCAUGUGUCGCCACAAGGCUGUCACCGUAUGUAGGUGAUAUCGUAUGACCGUUUUGUGACGUCAGGUUAUUGGCACCACAGACGUGACACUCGAGGUUUGAGGUAGAACAGUGGACUGUUGCUGUGCAUAGAAUUUUGUUGUCAGACCCAAGCUUGCCCAUAGUAAAUUCAUCUUUAGAUUCAUCUGUAUUUAGUGUUUGCUGCAGCAUGCUGAUGGGCAAAUUAAUCACCAAAUUUUGAUUCCACCAUUGUGGCUCACCAGCUAGGUGUUCUUGACAAGUUCUGCUGCUGAGCUGGAGGUGGAUUCACUUCACAAGACAUGUUGGCUUCAUUACUGUGAAGA